Messenger RNA from Nicotiana attenuata, 1336 nucleotides. RefSeq lists its product as uncharacterized. Bases 259 to 951 code for a protein of 230 amino acids. The record is from RefSeq and is a predicted model, not a curated record. NCBI's taxonomy places the organism in Eukaryota, Viridiplantae, Streptophyta, Magnoliopsida, Solanales, Solanaceae. The transcript has 3 exons. Gene Ontology annotation, cellular component: plasma membrane.
CCUCUUUUACCUCAGCAGAAAUAUCCUACAAAAGAAAAAAGGAGAAUUUAAAAAAAAAAAAAAAUCUCUUCUCCAAAACCCAAGUUUAUUCUUUUUUUGUGGUUUCUUCAAUUAUUAUUGCCACCUCAAGAUUCAUAUUUGAUCUCUCAAAUUUAUAUAAAAUGUUCAACCUUUACACAUGAUAUCAUAUCCAAAUAAAAUGCAACAUUGAAUUCAACUCCCAGAAACGGAGAGAAACAAAGAGGGGAAUUUUGAAGAAUGUCUAUGAGAAAACCUUUGCAGAAGCCACCUGGAUACAGAGAAACUGGAAUACCAAUUCAAAGGCCGCCACAAUCACCAUUCUACCCAGAAAAAAAUAAUUCGCGCAAAAGGAGUUUCUGCUGUUGUUGUUGUUGUUGUUACUUCUUCAUCAUCUUAAUUUUCUUAAUCCUCUUAUUUAUUGCUGUUGGUGCCAUUCUUUAUCUAUGGUUUGAUCCAAAACUCCCUAUUUUCCACUUAAAAUCCCUCGAAUUCACCAAAUUUAAUAUCACAGACAGUCCAGACGGGCCUAAAUUGAGUGCACAAGCAACAGUUAGUGUAGAGCUGAAAAAUCCAAAUAAACAGCUCAAGAUUAUAUAUGGAAAAACAAACAUAGAAUUGAAAGACGACGAUGGUGUUACUUUGGGUAAUGGAAACGUUCCAGGCUUCGUCCAGGGGACGAAGAAUGUGACAGUGGUUAAAUUUGAUAUUAAUAUGAAUGAAUUGUUAUACAGCGAAAAUGUUGCGAAAGUAAGAGAUGGAUUAAAGAACAAGAGCUUGAAGGUUUCUGCUGAUGUUGGAACUGGUUUUGGAAUUGGAUUUAGUGGUUGGAAAAGUCAAACAAUUGGAGUUAGAGUGAGUUGUGGAGGUUUGAGCUUGAAGCAAAUGGAAAAUGGUGCUUCACCAAAAUGCCAGAUUACUGUGCUUAACUGAAUUCAUCUAGAUUGAUUAAUUUUUUCAUGCCUAUGGGCACGCAUCAGAGGCAGAGUCAGGAUUUGAAGUCAGCUCCGACAGACAGGAGGAAUAUGAGUUACUACGGUGCUACAUUAUACAUGAAUAAGACGCAUAUAUUGGUUUAAACACCUUGUGUGUGUGUUUAUAUAUAUAUAUUACAGGUGAAGAGAAAUGGUAAAGAUAAAAGGAAUGGAGUAUAGUGUUAGUUGAAUACAUAGAAGAACUAGAGGUGUUCUCUCCAUUUCUUAGUAGAUGUCUUUGUACAAAAAUGUCAAGUGACUAUGUAUACUAGGAAUGACAAAAUCAGUAUGUACUAUGACUAACUUGUAAUAUAGUUUUUAAGCAAAAAAGAAAAGCAUUAUAA